ACAGCAAGAAGUCCGUAAAAAGAACUGAUAACUAACUGAUGAUCGAAACGAUACCGGCACUAAUAAGCAAGGCGCUCUGAGGUACAGCGUACUAGUACCGGUACCAUACAUGUACUUUGUACAAUAACAGCUCCUAAUUUCAUCAUUUCAUCGAUACAUCCCUUCUCGCAAAAGCGGACCGAGAGAAAUCCAAGAGUUCAGAGCACCUUAGCCGACAAUGGAUCGCCCUGGAAAUCACAAAACCACCGGCCGAAGGAACGGCGACAAUCAAGAUGAAACUUCGGAGGCAGCAGAGGUGGAGCAGCAAAAUGGCAGCAUUCAUGCGGAAGAUCCUGAAGACGACGACGACGCUGCCCUGAUGGAGGUUUUGCAACGUCGAUCAAGGUUGGCUCAAGAAGAGCGAAGACAGCACCAAAGUGAACAGACUGCUGUCGACGUAGAACCAGGAAACAAGGUCAGCAGUCGGAGCUCGCAAACAUCCACAGUCGCAGAGGAUGUUGAGGUCGAAGAAGAAAAAGAGCAUCCACAAAACAAUGGAGUCGGUAUUGAAUUGAACGGCCUAUUUGUCGACUACAGCAAAGAUAAGAAGCUCGAUGGUAACGCAGCCCUCGGCAUUUCACUCGGGGCAGACCAGUGCAUAUCAGAGAACGUUCCGGAUGUCAAUGCCAACGCUACGCAGGAGAGUCUUCCAGGUGCGUAUGCAUGCGACGGAAUCCCAAGCAAUGAGGAGGGGAGUGGGGAAUCAGUGGAUGAAGAACAUGGAGUCCUCCUGGACACUGCUACAGCUCCUAUGCGUGAACCUCAACCAGAAACUCCAAUGGUGCUCGAGGCACGCCUGGCACCUACAGCCUCGUCAUUCAGAACUCCAGUUUCUGCUGCGGUUGAACAUUGUAACGACGAUGUCAUUGAAGCUGUCACAUCUCCAACAGGAGAGAACAACCAAGCAUUGCCGUUACUAGGUAUAUUGGUGCUACUGGCGGUGGUGGUCCUGAUGGUCGUGGGCCUCACAGGCGCCUUCACAUCGGAUGACAGCAACCCUUCAACCCCCACCAAACUUCCAGCUGGAGGCAAAAGCAGCAUAGGCAACCUGACAAGAAUGGAGAGAAUCCAAGAGGCAGGGGUGCUUCGAUGUGGCUUCAAUGUGGAUCGUGCUGUGACUUACUUUGAUGAGACAGGUGAACUUGUGGGCUUUGACCCCACCAUGUGCCGGAUUUUUGCAUCAGCCAUGUCUGUAGAGCCAGAGUUUGUGCCAAUGGAAGAUGGUCAGAGGUUCCCUGAGAUAGUCAAUGAUGCAUAUGAUGUUUUGAUUCGAGGGGUUACACACACUAUGGAACGCUCGAUUCAUGAGGCAACCACCAAGGCAGGCAUUGCAUUUUCCGUUCCCUAUCUCUAUGAGGGAGUCAAGCUGGCUGGAGAUCCCUUCUAUGUUGACCAAUGUGCCAACAAGAACCUGAAACAUAUUGAUGAGUGUACGGGAAUCAGAGUUUGUGUCUUUGGUCCUGACACAACGCAUUAUCGGAACUUGGCUGGGAUACUGCCAAAAAGGUUCUUGGUGCCAGUUGCGGCAAACCAAGAGAUAGGAUCCCCACUUGAGGGUCUUGUCAAUGGCACUUGCAAUCUUCAGGGGAACGGGAUUGUGGCCGAAAAGAUAGCAAGGGAAGCAGGGUAUAAAGGCCCUUAUCACGUUGGCAAAGACAUCUAUUCAAAGGAUCCUCUUGCCAUUGUCACACAUUCAGAAGAUCCAGAGUUUUCUGACUUUGUCCAGAGCAUCCUUCGUGCUCUCUUAGCUGCCGAAUUCUAUAACAUUACGAGAGACAAAGCUUCCAUCUUUCCAGAGACACAUGUCUUUGGAGAGCAAUACAAGCAUGCAUUCCAGAAAGCUCUAUCAGUUGGAGGGCAUUUUGGCACCUUGUAUGCAAAGUACUGGGAGGAACUGAUCCCCCGAAGUUCUCUGAACUUCAUCAAUGAUGGGAACACAGGCCUUCUGUAUUCGCACCCGCUGGGAGACUUGUUACAUGACAGAGGUGAUCGCCCUCUUGGGCACCGGCUACAAAGCAUUCUUGACAGGGGUGUGCUCAGGUGUGGCAUCAGGUUGGGUCGCCCAGGUUUUGCCAGCCUGAGUGAAACUGGCAGAAUUGAAGGCAUGGAUGUUGAUUAUUGCAGAGCCGUAGCAGCAAGUCUGUAUCAAUCCGAUGACGAGGCUAUUGAGUUUGUGGCACUGGAAGAGCCAUCUGAUGGGUACUCGAAACUGGCCACUGAUGAAAUUGAUGUUGUAGCAGGUGCUACUCUUACCCUCGAAAACGAUGUUCGAGAACCAGCUACUGGGUUGGGAUUUGCCUUCACUCAGCCAUAUUAUUUUGGCUUCAGUGAAAGUGAAGAUAACUUUUGUUUGGCAACCAUGCAGGAUGACAAUGACUGGGCCAUGUUUACCUAUUGGGUUGUUGCAGCAACAUUCUAUGCAGAGGAGAGCAGCAUCAAUUCAACGGUUUCAAAUAGGAUGCCGGAGGUCCGGUUGUUCGGACGUAAUCUGAAACGAUUCUUUCGGGACCCAGUCUUGAUGGUGGGUAGCUAUGCUGAUAUUUACAAACGAAAUGUGGAACCUAUCAUUCCUCGCGGGGGGCGGAACAUGCUGAAUGCCUACCCAGACCUUGGCCCUCAGCACUACAUUGUUCCAGGGUUUGUGUGACUCUGCGGUAUUUACAUGCCCCCAAGUCUUCUACGCUUUUGAAAUCAGUUCCACCGUUCCAGAAGACACCAUGGCUUUGUCGGUGGAAUGCUAAACGGACCACUCGAUACCGAUCCCAGCCACCAAGAGACUUAUGACAUAUCCAAAGAUAUAUCUCUUCCAUUUUCCUUUACAGCAGCAUUUUAAAGGAACCAGUGGUGGUCUGUGGUCUAUUCCAAGAAUUCAAAAAAUGACACUCAGAGAGGGGAGAGAAUGGUAGCUGGAGUAAAUCUUUAAUAUUCACGAUAAACAAAUGCUCUAUCUCCUGGAAUCUCCGCUGGUUUGACAAUCUUG
This is a messenger RNA of Seminavis robusta, 3019 nucleotides long. Lineage: Eukaryota; Bacillariophyta; Bacillariophyceae; Naviculales; Naviculaceae. The record is from the annotation of a GenBank genome assembly.